This is a messenger RNA of Talpa occidentalis (Iberian mole), 1108 nucleotides long. It is a transcript of the gene SMIM45, whose product is annotated as small integral membrane protein 45. NCBI's taxonomy places the organism in Eukaryota, Metazoa, Chordata, Mammalia, Eulipotyphla, Talpidae. The record is from RefSeq and is a predicted model, not a curated record. The transcript has 2 exons. The coding region runs from base 319 to 525 and encodes 68 amino acids.
UCCUGCCAUCCUGGGGCUGGGGGCAGAGAGAAGGGUCUCUGAUGGGCAGCGAAAGGUACCAGGGUGCCGGGCAGCCUAGGACUGAGCCUUCCUGGCCUGUCGGAGCCCCCGAGCCUGAGAAACUGUCUCCCGCGUGGGGUGUUGGUCUCGCCCAUCCUCUGCCUCCAGCACCCAGGGCGACCGCAGAUGGCAGUGUCCCUGGGGACGGCAGCUGCGACUGAGUCCGCGGGCCGGCGCUGAGCGGCUCAGGCCACAGCGGCGUGCUCAGCGCAGACCCCCAGAGCAGGUGCCUGCCAGCAGUGAGCCAAGGCAGCCGUGAUGCCCCACUUCCUGGACUGGUUCGUCCCCGUCUACCUGGUCAUUUCGGUCCUCAUCCUCGUGGGCUUCGGUGCCUGCAUCUACUACUUCGAGCCCGGCCUGCAGGAGGCGCACAAGUGGCGCAUGCAGCGCCCCCUGGUGGACCGCGACCUCCACAAGACGCUGAUGGUCCGCGACAACCUGGCCUUCGGGGGCCCGGAGGCCUGAGCUGACCCAAGGGCCGGGGGCAGGAGGCACCACCUGCCCUCCCUCCCCACCCAACCUAGACACCCUGGGGCGGAGGGAGAUGACCCCUGGUCCACCAGGCUCAACCCCUGAGGCCUGCGCCCGCCCAGCAGUGGCCUCUGGGUGCUCCGGGAGCUAAGGAGGGAUGGGGAACCUGGGGGCCUGGCCCGUCGCUGCUGUGGGCCCAGGAGCUGCUCGCCACGUCAAGCCGGCUUACCCCAUGCCUGUCUGCCCCGGCUCUGGGGACACUCCCCACUCGCUCCCAGUGCCUUUGUGCUACCUGGCACCCUGCAGCCCCUGCAGCCCCUGCUUGUCCUGAGCCUCCAGAGCUCCCUGGGCCCCACUGUACACUCAGCUCCCUACUUGGCUCAGCACCACCCUGCAGCUCCAUGGCGGGCGGGCUCCCAAGCUGAUCUGAGGUAGAAACACCCUGUGGAGGAGGCCAGUGCCCAGCCAAGCCCCCUCCCUGGCCCUGGGCCUGGAGUGUGUGAGUGUGUGGGGUGAGCAGUGGGCCCAGACAGCAGGGAGGAGGGGUGUGGGUGUGAGAGAGAAACUUUGGGGCAAG